Molecule: messenger RNA, 2627 nt
Organism: Eurytemora carolleeae
Lineage: Eukaryota; Metazoa; Arthropoda; Copepoda; Calanoida; Temoridae
Product: IQ and ubiquitin-like domain-containing protein
Exons: 20
Coding region: 1192-2571 (459 amino acids)
Biological process (GO): cilium assembly
Cellular component (GO): acrosomal vesicle; motile cilium
Molecular function (GO): protein binding
Source: RefSeq, a predicted model, not a curated record
GCAGGGAUCGGACCUGCCCACAGUGGUUCCUGGCUUCACAGGUUAGAAUUGCUCAUGACUCAUGCAUAGAAUUGCUCAUGACUCAUCCUGCAGUAAGGAAACAGUGAAGGGUGUGGGUUCUCUCUCUCUCUCUCUUUUCCUUUCUCUUGCUAGGAAACAAGAACUCCAUCUUCAGCUUUUCUAUAGCUCAACAUAUCAACUGAAAGAAGGAAUACAGCUAGAAGUAUAACCCCUGAAAGGUAUACAAGCCUUCCACAAUAAUACCAUUUUUUUACUCAGUCGGCUGUGAGGACUGGACUACUAUAUAAGAUUCCACCCAUGGUGGGGUUUUAAGGCUUUAUCUCCCCAUUUUGCAUAAAUGGUGUAAUUAUGGGUCUGCACCUUAAUUUUCCAUAAGUGGGAAACACUUUAAAACAAAGGAAAGAAGGAUCUUCUACUGAAAUCCCUCAUACCCUUCCUCCGCCAAACUUCCUUAUGUCUUUUCUUCCUGCUCCACAACUUGAUGUCACAAGAACUACUUUGAGAGGGCUCAAAACGUACAAAAUGCCCCAGUCAGAAAUAUAAUAGUAAAUCUAUUAACUUAAUCAGUUAUGAUUCAGCUAUAAAGAACACGCCAAAUCACACACAAACAUGUGAAAACAAAGAUUUCAGAAAAAUAGGAAAGCAGGAGCCUCUCCACCUUCUUCUGAGCUAGCAGCCUGACAGCUGCUAGGAUGUCCCAAACAAUUUCUUUUUUUUAAAUCAGUCGCAAAAUGAUUAAAGAUGUACAAACCAGAAGAAAAUGGAGAACAUGAAUAUUUCUAUCUGCGUUCUUCUAACUAUUUAUUAUAGAAUACUGUUAAAAUAAAUGAAUAUGUAAAAAAUAAACAUUGUUAAUCAGAAAAUUGAUGGCCUCUUCAAUAUUUUUAAUAAGACUAAGGUUUUGAGGGUAUUGUAAAUUGGGAAUUGCCAUCUUUGCAUGUAGAGUCACUUGAAAUUAGGCCAUAGCCUACAGUCCCUUUAACUGUGCACUUGUAUUUCAGACGAAUUCAAACCAAAUCUACCCAGGAGAGAGAUAUCCAGACUAGGCAAGACGAGUGCACACAGACAAGGGUUCCUGGUUUCCAUGAAGUGGUUUACAAAGAUAGAGUAAUUCAAGCUAAAGGAUAUAGUUCAGCUCAGGAGCAGGAGGAGGUCUAUAAUGAGAAUAUUAUGUUUGUCCAGAGAGUGUGCCGGGGUUGGAUUGCUCGAAGAAAAGUAAUGCAGAUGAGAGAAGAUUAUUCUUUACAAAGGGUUAGAGAAGAAGAGGAGGAAAGAAUUCGCGAAGAGGAAAUUCAAGAAAGGAAAGAAAUUGAAAGUGAGAGAUGUAAAAAUCCAAAAUCUAAGGCAGACUUUGACAUGCUUUAUAAUCGACUUGAAGACUGGAGAAAGGAACAGGAAGCUUCAUUACAAGCCAAGGACAGCAAGGCAGCAAAUCUGGGCAGAGCAAAGUUGGUUAUGAACGAAGCUGAACUGCUCCUGCAAAUAAACAAGCAUAAGAGCAGUGCAAAAAUGGACGCGAAGGAAAGAAUGAUUGAACAAUUUCUUACAAAGGCGGCUACCCCAAUAUUAAAAAUGUUGAAAAGUGGAGAAUUGAUCGAAAUUGAAACUCCCGAAACUCGUCUUGCUACAGCAUAUAAGAAUAUGCAUAACAACCUACGGGAGGAGGUUGUGUUUGUGGAGGACAGGGUUGAAUUACUCAUUGAAUUGGAUUCACUGGUAAAGGAUGAUGACUGCAAAGUUGUAAAAGAACUCAGGUUGUUGAUAAAACGUGAAAUAGAUUUUAUUAACAGAAGUUUACCUGGAUCAAGUAUGACUGGUUUAAGAUCUCGGAUAUUAAACCUGUAUCUCCAGUAUAUACGCAACCCGGAGUAUAAUCCUCAAGUCAGAAAGUUUUUAAGGAUUGAAGCUCCAGAUUUGUCCUCUGUAACACAGAUGAAGAAGACCCGAAGUAGAGAUACUAAAAAGGAUAUAGAGCUCUGCCAAGCGUGCAGCCGCUACCUGCCAAAAUCCAGUUUCAAUAUAUCAGCUGGUUCCGGGAGUAUAGCACAAUGCCGCGGUUGCAAACAGUUGGAUAAUGAUGCGCGCACACGGCUUGAUCUCAGCUUAUAUAAACAGCUGUUGGACAGCAUCAAGCUUGAAGAGGAAGAAAGGAACAACACAAAUUCCCCUGCAUUCAUUCUUCAAGAGUCUGAUAUUCGGUAUCUUGUGGAGAAUAUCUGGAAUAGUAGAUCUGUUCUCAGUGGGAAUGCAGAUUUAUUCGACCUCAGAUUAGCAAGAAGGGAAUGUGAGAAGGAGUGGACCCCUUGGAACUGUAUCCUUGUCAGCAGAGAGGAGAAUAGGAUACAUAGGAAACUAGGAGGACUAAACAGUUGCUACCCUAGUAAGGAGGAUCUACUGAAAGCAUAUGGACCUCUUCUUGUAGAAAUCAUUGCUGGAAAACAUACCCUUGCAAGGAACCAUUUUGGAAAAAUAGCAUCCAUGUCGAUAUUUGUUAAAGACGACAAUCCUGAUGUGAUUCAGCUCCGUGGGGUUGGAAUACAACCAUCCUGAUUUCUCGUUCUUGAUGAUUAUGUUAUUUAAUUUAAAAUAAAAUUUGUGAUUUCUUA